GCGGGUCGUCGGGCAGAUGAGCGCAGGGUGGUAGUUGCUGUGUGUGCGAGCGAUGGAUUCCUGUUGCAGCAGUCUCGUAAGAAGAGGACAAAAGUCAGGCGGGCGCGGGAAGCCGAAGAAGAUAGGAGCGGGAGCGGGAACAGCCGAAACUGAAACGGGAGGGUUGACGGGUCCAGCAGUGUGGACAGCGGCGGGCGCAGGAGCGCAAGCGUCGGCCGGAGCAGGAGCAAAAGCCGCAACACGGGCGGCGGCGGUGGCGGAGGCGGUCGGACGAGUAGUAGGCAAGAGGGAAAGAGGGAGGAGAGAAAGUAUAAGGAAGAGGGAGUGCUACUUAGACGCAAGAGGGAGUAGCGUCACGGCGCAGAAGGCGAUUCGGACAUGGUUGAGGGAUUUUGCGGCGGUGGAGGAGGUGCAGGAGGCGGGAGUGGAGGUGGUGGUGGUGGUGGUGUUGGGGGGGGACAAGACAAGAUGUGAUGCUGAUGUUGAAGAUGCUGAUGCUGAUGAUAAUGCUGAUGAUGGUGAAUAUGGUGAUGAUGGUGAUGAUGAGGACGAGGAUGGUAAUGAUGAUGAUGAUGAUGAUGAUGAUGAUGAUGAUGAUAAUGAGUUGGUUGUGCGUUGUGACGUGGACCGCUGGCGAUCGUGGAUGGUUGCAGAUUGCCAGUAUGUAUGCCGGCAUGUGCACUCCGGCGUGUACGAGGGGCACAGUUAUCUGUGCAUGGAGCUGCUUGGAGACAGCCUCUCCGAUCUUCGUCGACGGCAGAAGGGCGGGAGGUUUACUAUGGGGACGACCCUAAAGCUCGGGCUACAGCUACUGAAGGGCAUCAAAGGGAUGCAUGAGCUUGGUUAUCUUCACCGUGAUGUGAAACCGUCCAACUUUGCCAUGGGCUAUGGUCCGAAACGGAGACAAUGUUUCAUCAUCGACUUUGGAUUAUCCAGGCGCUACAAGACAAAUACAGGCGAGAUAGUGGCGCCAAGAGAUAAUGCUGAAUUCAGGGGUACAUCGUCAUAUGCUUCUGUGAAUGCUCAUAUGUGCAAGGACCUCGGACGGCGAGAUGACUUGUGGUCAUUACUAUAUGUACUCGUUGAGUUUCUAGAAGGUGAUCUACCUUGGAGGUCAACUUCAUCAGAUAAGGACAAAGUCCGUGGCUUGAAAGCUCAUUUUAACAAGAAUCCUCACCUGCUGACGAAGACUAUUGAACUGCCAGAGGAGCUUUUGUCAUUUGCAAGGUAUCUUCGUGCGCUCGAGUUUCACGACGAACCCGACUAUAACUAUCUGUUGCAGCUUCUGGAAAAUCUGCACAAUCGCCUUGGGUACACGCAUGAUCAGCUGUACGAUUGGGAUGUAGAAGAAUCAGCUCCAGCUGCACUGGCUCCGCCUGCUCCUCUGUCACGGCCACCAACUGGAAGACCAUCAUCUCCUCGAGAAGUUCCUCAUGCUCCAGGAUGGGAACAUGGACCGCCUACUUCCAAUAGCAGCUCAGUCUUCUGCCAGUUCCGUGAUCAUAGGGAGCAGCAGCAGCAACGUGAUGGUCAUGUCCCUUCUUCAAGUGGUGUGAAUUCUGCCGUGAGUGGAGCUGCUGGCACUAAUGGUGGUGGAACGGGAGGUGGCUGCAAUGUACCUGAAAGUGGCCUGGUUGGUGGUGGAAAUGGGGCUGUUUUAAGUGGUGGUGGCCCAAGAACAGUGGCAGGUGGCGGUACUAGUGGUGGAUCUGUGGGCGAGAUGGUUGCAGGGGGGAGUACAGUAGGGCCAUGUCCUGGACCUGGUGGCCUGGCUCCUGCAGCAGCUGGUGGUCCCGUAAUGCAUCGUUAUGGGCAUGAGUGGGAGGGUGGUCGGAUGGAGAGGCAUGGGAUGGUCAUGGAUCGACACAUGGAUCGUCCCCAGGACAGGCUGGGUGGAGGGAGUGACCGAGAGAGGGAGAGGGAAAGGGAUAGAGAAAGGGAGAGGGAGCGAGUAGGGUUUAGGGAACGAGAAAGGGACUGGGAUGUGAGAUUGGCAGAUAGAGGAGGAAACUUCUCUGGGGGAUUUGAUCGGUCGCGACGCAUCUGCUUUGAUAUGCUGACCCGUGGCAUGUGCCUCCGUCAUGAGUGUGACUACUUCCAUCCAGCAAGAGUUUGCGAACGUGCAUCGUCCUUAUGCUUGGACUUCAUCUCUGGGAAGUGCCGCAAUAGAGCAGCAGAAUGUGCACGGUAUCACUGGUCCCUUGAAGAGGAGGAUAAUUAUCGACUCACGGGAUUGCUUCCACCUGAUGCAAUGCGUCCUCUUAGAUACUAUAAUAAUGGACGAGAUAUGUGCAGGGAAUGCCCAGGGGGGCCUGUUAACGGACCUGGUCCUGGACCAGGGCCAGGCUCCGGACCAGGGCCAGGGCCUGGAAUGGGGUCGGGACUUGGAUCAGGGCCAGCGUCAGGGCCAGGACCAGGGCCAGGGCCUGGGACAAUUACUGGACAUGUGCCUACCAGUGGUGAAGCUUCUGGAGCGGCAGUUGCCAUGAGGGGAGGAGGGCGUGGCAUUGGGGGCUCCUUCAGUGGGUUUGGCCAUACUGGUCAUGGAGGUGGAUUAGGAACCCCUAUGCUUGCGCAUGACGACAAACAUGAACAAAAUCAAGGAGGGACACAGGAAACUGGUUUGAACCAUGCAGACCUUUCACCGCCAAGGAACAGGUGUUCUCCCAAGGACAAUGCUGGCCCCGAGCAACCAGUUGGGGCUCGUGGAGCUGCACUGCAUAAACCACACAUUCCGGAUGCCCCUCCUCCUCAGGUACCCUAUCGUAGCCAUGUUCCAGCUGCACAUGAUAGCCAAGUACAAGGUCAUGUUGGUAUACCUGGACCACAUCCCAGUGCUCCUGGCCCAUUCAUGGGACAAAUAGCUGGUCCUGCACAUGGGGCUCUUGUUGGAGGGGUUCAUGGGCCCAUCCCACCAACAUCUACAGGGAUUGGCCCUGUUGGAAGUGCUGUGCCAAUCACUCCUAAUGGCCAUAGUCACCCUGCUGUGAACCCACCACCACCUCCACCUCCACCCCCACCUCCGCCUCCUGUGCAUCCUCGUUUUCCUGUUGGUCAAGGUAGCACUGCAACCCCACAUUUGGGGGGAGAAAGUGGGUUCCCAAUACCCCCAGGAGGUAUCAUUGGGCCUCCAGUGGUUCCUACGAGUCAUGCACCAGACUAUUCAUGUGGGCACCUGCCUGCCCCUAUUCCCGUUCCGGUAUUUGGUGAAAUGACGAAGACGACAGCAGCUGAGAGCUCAUACAGUGGGCAUCGUGGUGGUGAUUGGUACAACGAAAAAGGAAGGGGUCGUAUGAAUGGUGGAUGGGGCGGACCGCCCAGGAUGGGCCAUGGCACAAGAUGGCCAAGGCUGCGGCCUGUCGUCGCUGGAAGAGUCGACGAGAUGGUGCAUGGGAGGCGGUGCCGUAGAGAGAUUGUGGAAGAUCGGAGAGUGCGGGAGCAACUGAGCCGAAUGGAAGAACAAGCGGCUCUGGAUGGACUUGAUGAAUUCUUGAAAGUUGGAACUACAAUGGACAUACGAAGUGGGGUGCCUUCACUCCUCGGAAUCUUGGCAAAGCGGGCAGCUGCUCCUGCCUAUGUCAAUGCAGCCCCGGCACCUGUCGCUGGGGCAAUUGUGCCAGCCGUUCCUGCCCACAGCAACCACAGAGGAUAUAAUGGACCAAGCAACAUGGCCAAUGGAUUCAGCGGCCCUCCAGCUGCAGGCAUGGAUCAUGGAUGGGAUGGUGGUGGAUGGGCAGACGGAGGUUGGCAACGGCAUGAUACUGGUGGUUGUUACAGUGGAGAUGGACGGGGAGUUCUUCCACCGGGUAAUCAUCAACAGCCUCCCUUGCCAAUGGGGAGACCGGUCAUGCCACCUGCACCUCCCUUGCCUCAUGCUUCAGCAGCUGCAGCAGCAGGGAACCUGCAGCAAGAUGAUGGAGAACCGCCACCGCCAGGGGAUGAGCCACCCCCUCCGGGUGUUCAACCUACACCACGUGAUCUUCUUCAGAACCAAAGGAGUCGACUUGGUUGGCGAUGUGACCGACCACCCCUUGGUGGCCUAAACAGGUCUAGGCAAAUGGAGUCCCAGCCUGCUGCUUGCCCAUCAGGAGCUUCUCCCAGGCAUUCUGCAGGAAGACCAUCUUUUCAGACCUCAGAUGAAAGGAAACAGUCUGACGUACCCAGUGUGCCGGUUGAGCAAACGACUUUGGCUUCUCAACAACGAGGGGAAAGUUACGGCAGCGCACCACCCUCACAAUGUGGAAAGGAUGGUUUGACUCCUUCAAGAGGAGCAAUGGCUACUUCACCCGAUUCAGGCACAGGAGGCACUGAAAGGAGGGGUGAUAGAGGGGCAGCUGACGAGCAAGCAAUGACGAAGCAGGAGACGCAUGGGCUCGGAAUCAGGAGUCCUAGACGCAUUGUCAGUCCAGAACGCAGUUAUGGAGGGAAGGGCAAGGAGACGACAGAUGGAAAGGUCAGAGAGAACGCUUGGCAGGGGCAGGAGGGGGGAGGUGGUGGGGGCAGUGACAGGGACACAAUGAAAGGGCUUUCAAGACAGGUUACAGGGCGAGCAGCUGAAAUAACAGACAGUCCUGAAGUACAAGAUUUGGGGCAAGGUGUACGAAGCAGGCAGAGGACGGAACGGAAAAGCCCCACAAUGAGGGGCGAGUUAUGCGAAAUGGAAUGGGAGGUAGCAGGGAAGGAGGCGGGGAAAGCAAAGGAUACAGCGGUCAUAAAGCGACAAGGUUCUUUCAAGUUGGGGCCCUUUGAGCCAAAGAAAACGCAGGGGGUAAAAGGAAAGAGGGGGAAGGAUGAAGAGCCACGCUACGGGGAUUGGAAGUCCAGCGAAGACCGGCCGAGCAAAUCUCCCCGCCUUGUCAAAGGGGGCAGGAAAACACAUUUGGAAUCAGGGGAUUUUGGAGAGUGUACAGUUAAAGAGGAGGAUUUUCGGAAAAGCAGAGAGGCGUUGAGUUGGGAGUUUAAGACAGGAAAAGAUGUCGACUCCAAAACUGAGGGCAGAGGGAGACAUGUGAAGUUGGUGGAGGGAGCAUCCGCUGGAAAAUAUGGGAGCUUGAAGCCGUUAGAUCCAUCACAUAUCAGUAAGAACGUAAAAAUUGAGAGUGGAGAGAAAAUCCAUGGAUUAGGGGGAAGAGCGUCUCCCGUGCCAUUGUCACUAGAGAAGUGGAAAAAAGAGAAGGGGGAUGUGAAGAAAAGUUCAGCAGAAGGCAUUAAAAGGGAUAAGGGAGGAGACAUGAUGAAGGAAAGGAUGGAAUCCAAGAAGAUCAAAGUGAAGGCUGAGCCUUACAGGGUAGAAGACAGUAACGUGAUGAGUAAGAAGGGGAGCACCUCAAGGAAGGGAAAGCCCGCGGAUUUUGGGAAGAUUGAUAAAAAGCCAGAUGUGUCAACGGGAACGAGGGUGGAGGAGAAGAUGGAAGCGGAGAUUGUGGAUGAUGGGGGAGAUGGACGCCAGCGACUCUUGAGAAGUGGAAGCCGUCCCAAGGGGAGCGCAGAACAGGACUGCCGUUCGCCUCCAGGGAGGGACGCAUUCAGUCUUGAUGGUAGGGUUGAGGUUGAAGGGGGAACAGACCGAGAAGAUGGCAAUGGUAGCCGUAUAGCUGGUUCCGACAAGGUUUUGGAAUGGAGGACAGAGGGACGAGGCCCCAUUUCGGGCACCAAUGAUGUGAAAGUGAAGGUAGAGUAUGAUGAAGAUAGGGUCUCGAAAGAUGGUGGAUCACGGGGGAUUUCCUUGGGAGGCGUAAGUGGCUGGGAUGCUGAGGGGAAGAAGAAGUCAGCAGUCAUUGGGAAUGAGGAAAGAAGGUUGAAAGAAUGUGGGCGUAUGGUUGGUGGGAGAGGGAGAUCACCCAGGUCUAUGGUUGGUGGGAAGGAAGUCAAGGUGAAAGUGAAAGGACAUUCGAGAACAAUGCCGAGCAAGUUAGCACGUGGAGGGGACGUUGGUGGUAAAACUACUUUGGCUGUGGAGAGGAAGGUUAUUCCUCCUGCAGAGAAAUCUGGCAUUCACAGAGAAGUGAAGCCUCCCAGAAGUAAAGUAAAAGGCAUGGAGUUGGCAGAAGGGGAUGGUAACAGGGUAGAGGAUGAGGAGGAAGAAGAGAUGGCAGCGGUGGAAACUGCUAUGGCGGAAGACGAAGCAUUGAGGGAGCAGGAAGUAGUCAAAGAUGGUGAGUCCCCAGAUGCAAAAGGAGAGCAGACAGGAGAGGCCAGUUCGGCAGAGAAUGAGGAGCAGCAGGUGAAAGAGAUUGAUGCUUGGAUCAUGAAUAGGACAGAGGAUGAGAUGCAGGACUGGGGAACCGUUGGAUUGGCAGAUGAAGAGGAAGAGGGGGAUGUGAUCAUAAGAGCAGGAAAGUGUGAUGAAGAGGUGAAGUUAGCACCUUUCCCCAUCUAUCGGGAUUCAAAGCGAGAAGCAGAAGAGUGCCCCUCGGGAGGAAGCGACAGCUCUAGCUUCUCCAGUUUGUUUAGAGAGGAGGAGGAGGAGGAUGAAGUUGAUGAUGGCGGGGUCGUAGAUGGACCACGACUUCCUGAUGACUAUGGUAAUGAUAAUGGUGGCAGAGAGGGUCUGACAUCCCUAGACUUGGGCGAGGAGGCAUUUGAAGAAGCUCUCAGCGAGGAAUUGGGAACAAAUUGGAUUGGUGCGGGCCCUGGGCCUGCAGCAGCUGGUGUUUAUGAUGAUUUUGAUGGCUGCGAUCAGGAGGAAGUGGAGGAGGUUGAGAGGCCCAAAAGGCGAGGUCGGAAGCGAAUGUCACCAAUUUCGAACUUGCCGACUGCGGUCACCCGUGGUUCAAAGAGAUAUCGGAAAGGGGCUUCCACGACUGCAAGCAGGCGGGUCAGUCGGACUGAACCUGAAGAUCUAGCGUCACUGGCUCCUGCACCAGCACCAGUUGCAGCUCCUGCCGCCCCUUCAGGCAGAGGAACCAAAUUGCAACUCCAGUACAGGUGUCAUUUCGACUGGAGUCAUUAUGAAUCUGAACAUCUGCUUGACAAUCCCCAGAAAGUCACUGACCAUUACAAAUCUGUCACCCAGGUCUUUCUGAAGGCUACUGAAGUGAUUCACAAAGCAGAGGCAAUGUGCAACCUCAAUCCGACUCCACGCAAUGUUCUCCGAGAGCUGAGUACCUUCUCUUCCAAGACAAAGAUUUUCUGUUUGGGACUCUGUCCUCGCCUAAUUGCUGUCGAGAUCUUUGACAGCAAAGGGCAAGGUGGAUCAAAGGUUCAGACAGGAGGUCGGGAUGAUGUCUGCUUGUGCAACAUGGGUGACCACGUGCGGAGUUCGUCGGACCCGGAGAUAGGAAACGGCCACAGAAUGGGAAGUCGACUAAACGGUCCGCGGAGUCGAUCUGUAAAACCACGAGGUAAGCCGGGGAGGGGUCGAGGGAGAGGUAGGGUGGGUGGCCGUGUGCUGGCAGUGGAGGAUGAUGGUUCUGUAGCAGCUUCAGGAGUGAGUCCACCUCUUCGGGGAGCUGGUGGGAAGAGGACAAAGGCUCUGAUGGCAGAGCCAACUGUUCCCGAGGGAGGGGAGGAGGAGGAGGGGAUUGAGAGGGUUUCAGGGAGAGGACGGGGAAGGAAGCCCAGCAGCGGUGCAAGAGGGCGAGGCAGGGGUUAUGCUGGGCGGCCAGUGGUAGUGAACAAGGUUAUUGGUAAUAGGAUUGCAGAGGCGGUAGAUGAGAGAGUAGAUGUAAGCCAUCGUAGAGGGAGGAAAGGAAAGGAGAUAGGUAGUGGCGUGGGCUACGUGCAAGGUGGAUGGAGUGGAAGUGUGGAAGGCAAUGAUGAGAGAGAGGAUGUAUAUGGCGAGGGUGAGGUUGGAAUGGACAUAGGGUUAUCGUCGGAGGCUGGGGAUGACGGAAAGUCUGACAUAUGGGAGGAAAUUGCAGGUAGCAUUAAAAGCAGGGAAUUGAAAGGUCUUGGGGAUGUGUUUGUGAGCGGAAAACGUAGGCGGGGCAUUUGAUGUCCAUGAGCUGGCAGGUGGAGUAGGUCAUGGGCAGGAGCUGAUUAAGGGCAAUUGAAGGACCGCUGGAGCCUGAAGGCCUGCUCUGGGCACUUGUCUCAGUGAUCGAGCUGAAGCAGAACCGUCACAGAGGAACUGUGUGCUCAUUACUUGGUGUUUGUGUGCAUCUCAAUAGACUGACGCUUCGGGAAGUAUAUAUGACCGACCGUGCAUGGUAGAUAUGCUCACCUGCAUUGGUGAGUCUCACUAAUAGUUACGUUUUGGGUCUGCCAGUCAUGCUGUCUUCCUUGCAGACGAAGCGGUGCCUGCAUUCAGUGCAUUGACUGUGGAACAACAAGUUCUUAGUUGAGCUGCUGUUGUGGAUCACAGAACCACACCCCACAGUUCUGGCCAGAUGGAGAUGAUGGUCACUGCUUAUCGAAGCAUUCGUUUGCUUAUAUGUGACGGUGGUCAUGUGUUGUUGCUGCUCUACAAUUGAAGGUUGCGGUAUGUGCCAGUGUCCCCUGUCUUUGUUUAUGGGGGUAGCAAAGGGAUGGAGAGGGCUUGUUUUUCUCUGUAUGACUCUGUGGCCUGUAUGUGCAUCCAUCCAUUUAGGGGGUAUGCGGGAGUGAUGCGAUCGGAGUUUCCCGGUAGGGAGCUGUGGUGAUCCAUCCGGUUUGGACGAUGUCGUUGGUAAGGGAGGAUUUAUUUUUAUUAUCCAGCGCUCUCGGUAAACUCUCUUUACAUUUACUUUUUAUCAAAUUUCAUGCCAAUUCUUUAUUGUUUCUGCUUGCCGCUGUCUGGAAUCCUUUUGCAGAUAUGGAGUCCCGAGC
Molecule: messenger RNA, 8748 nt
Organism: Chara braunii
Lineage: Eukaryota; Viridiplantae; Streptophyta; Charophyceae; Charales; Characeae
Source: the annotation of a GenBank genome assembly